Messenger RNA from Tigriopus californicus, 1331 nucleotides. RefSeq lists its product as uncharacterized. Gene Ontology annotation, molecular function: oxidoreductase activity. NCBI's taxonomy places the organism in Eukaryota, Metazoa, Arthropoda, Copepoda, Harpacticoida, Harpacticidae. The transcript is spliced from 5 exons. Bases 74 to 1273 code for a protein of 399 amino acids. The record is from RefSeq and is a predicted model, not a curated record.
UUGUCGCCAGAAAAAUAUCAAAAACAGGUUGCAUUACCACAACUCCAAAGUGUCUUAAGAUCUACUGUGUAUCAUGUUCAAGCCAACAUUCAUGAGAUCGAUUCCCAGACUGUGCCCGACACUAACGAGAAGAGCAUACUUCAAUCAAGGAGAUAUCCAUGAAAAGAUAGCUGAGGAUGAUUUGUUCAUUCAUAAGGAUGAGGCCGUGCGAUUCAUGCGAUCUUGCAUGGAGGUCAAAGGUUGUCCGCCUCAACAUUCCGAAAGACUGGCUCUCAACCUCUUAGAGGCCGAUUACCGAGGACACUUUUCCCACGGCCUCAAUCGUUUGGCCAUGUAUGUGAAGGACAUUGAAUCGGGUAAUUGCGAUCCAGUUGCGACGCCAAGUGUGAUCAAAGAAAGUGCUUCAACGGCAUUAAUUGACGGCAAAAAUGGCUUAGGUGUGGUUGUGGGGGAAUAUAGUAUGAAGCUGGCCAUUCAAAAGGCGAAAGAGGCGGGGGUUGGUUGGGUGUGUGCCAGGAGUUCCAACCACUUUGGAAUUUGUCAAUGGUACACACAGAUGGCCCUGGAGGAUGGGUUCUUGGGCAUAUCAUCCACAAAUACAUCCCCUUUGGUGACUCCAACCCGUGCCAAGACCCCUGUUUUUGGAACUAAUCCCAUUUCCAUUGCGGUGCCCGGACUGAACGGGGACAGCUUCAUUCUGGACAUGUCAACGUCUUCGGUGGCUGUGGGCAAGAUUGAGAUUCAAAUGCGCAAGAACCAACCUUUACCUUCAACGAGUUGGGCCUUGGGAACAGAUGGAAAACCCACCACUGAUCCUCACGAAGCCUUCUACAAGAGUUCGGGUCUGAUGCCGUUGGGAGGGUCGGAGGUCAACUCGGGAUAUAAGGGAUACGGUUUGGGAAUGGCUGUUGAUAUUCUCUGUGGUCUAAUGUCAGGGUCACAAUACGCCCAAAAUAUUCGAAAAUGGACCAACCAUGAUGUGGCUGCCGACUUAGGACAGUGCUUCAUUGCUGUCAAUCUGGAAGAAUUCGCACCGGGUAUCCCUGAUCGAGUCCAAAGCCUCAUGGACCAAUUGAGGAGUAUGGAAUCAGUGGAUACCAAAAACCCGGUUCAAGUCCCGGGAGAUCCUGAGCGAGCAGCGAUGGACACGGUUGACGAUGAACAACAAGGGGCCAUAAAAUAUACCCCAGACCAUAUCACUAGUUACCGAAAGCUAGCUCAAGAUCUUGGCGUUGAUCCGAUGAGGCCCAUUCAGAGAGAUAACGUUGCUUGAAAUCGGCGCGAAUUUUCCCCGAACAAAUAAACAGCAUAAGUUGUGCUUUAAAUGAUAA